UAAAUUCACAUUAUUCACAAACUAAAACCCUCUCUCUCCCUUUCUCUCUCUUGAAUCGCUUGCUUCGAACGCCAUGGAUCCCAACCCACGAACCUUUCCGAUUCUCUCCUACGUCAUGUCCCGUCUCCCUUCAUUGACACCCAGAACCGCCGCCGCCUCCGCCGCCGAUUCCGAUUCCGAACAAUUCGACAUCGAACAGCCACGCGCUCCGCCGCCCUCCGAAAUCGUGGGCCAAAUGCCUUACCUCGCGGACCCGAAACUCCUGGCCUCCAUGACGCGGGCCAUCGCGGAAGUCUCGCAGGCCCGGUCCGUACUCAACGUGAUUGGCGAGCGGCCCACGCACGAAGAAGUGGACAAUGCUCGGGCCCAGCUAGCUGACCUCGAGGCCCACCUCUCCCGACAGCUGGAAGAGAUCGUGCUGCUGCCGAGGCCCCCGGAGAUUGAGAUCCACGCGUGGCGGAGCCACCAGGCCGAGAAGGAGAGGCAGUGCAGGGAAUCGGCGGAAAAUGAGAAGCGAGUUUUGAAAUCGGUGUUACAGCUGGAUGAGAUGCACGAGGCCUACGAGAAGCUUCUCAAGGACGCGGAGAAGCGGUUGGUGAAAAUGUACGAGUCCGCCGAAGAUGGUGGUGGUGACGAUGGAGAAGGAGACAGAAUCGUUGGUGAGGAGGUGAAUGAAGAGGUUGUGGAGAUACUGCAAGAGGCCAACGGAAAAGGAAUGGAGCGUGUGAAUCUUUCUAGCCGGAGAUUGAAGCUCUUGCCUGAGGCAUUUGGCCGGAUUCCUGGCUUGGUGGUGCUUGACGUUUCAACCAAUCAGCUUUCGGCAAUUCCUGACUCAAUAGCUGGAUUGCAAAAUCUCGAGGAGCUUAAUCUCUCUUCAAAUCUUUUGGAAUCACUGCCAGAUUCAAUUGGGUUGUUACAGAAUUUGAAAUUGCUCAAUGUCUCUGGAAACAAGCUGACUGCUCUUCCUGAUCCCAUCUGUCAGUGCAGGUCACUGGUGGAGCUGGAUGUAAGCUUUAACAGUCUAUCAUAUUUGCCGACAAACAUUGGAUAUGAAUUACCAAACUUACAGAAACUCAUGAUUCAAUUGAACAAGAUUCGAUCUCUUCCGUCAUCUAUUUGUGAGUUGAAGUCCUUGCGCUAUUUGGAUGCUCACUUUAAUGAGCUACGUGGGCUUCCUAUUGCAGUUGGGAGGCUGACUAAUCUAGAAGUUCUCAACUUGAGCAGUAACUUCAGCGACCUUAAAGAACUUCCAGAGACAUUUGGUGAUUUGACUAACCUCAGGGAAUUGGACCUCAGCAAUAAUCAGAUUCAUGCACUUCCUGAUACAUUUGGUCGCCUUGAUAAUUUACUCAAACUAAACUUGCAGCAGAAUCCUCUUGAAAUGCCACCAAUGGAGAUUGUAAAUCAAGGGGUCCAAGCCAUAAAGACUUUUAUGGCCAAGAGGUGGGUUGAUAUAUUGAUGGAGGAAGAAAGGAAAAGCAGUAACGAAAUGCAAGAACAAGGACAGGGUGGCUGGUUAACUCGAAGCACUUCCUGGUUGAAGAAUGCUUCUGAAAAUGUAAUUGGGUAUCUUGGAACUGCCGUUGGAUCUCCUAUGUCCCCCAAAUCUCCCAGAGAUGCUUAUCUUGAUCAGCAGCUAUGAGGUGAUGGUCCAGCACAAAAUGGGGACUGUGAGACAUGUAUUUCAGAUUAAGAUUUUAGAUAAUAUCUGCUGCCAAGCAGCAAUUCCUUUCUAUCUAACCUAAGGGAGGGUGGGAUGAUUUGCUAACAGAUAUUUUUGUUUGGGUUAAAGCGUUGGAUAAUCAAGUCUAGCAGCUUUUCAGGUAAAGAUGAUGAUCUAAAAACCAAUUCAACCAAGGAUGAGGUCACAAAUACAUUUAAAUUAAAUAAGAUAAAUUAUUUGAAAUAUUUAUACAUAAUUAUGUAUACAAAUGUAUAUGAAAGAUUCAGUGUAUGGAGUCGUGAUUAGGAAAGAGGCCAUGCCUCCUCAAAUG
Molecule: messenger RNA, 1994 nt
Organism: Gastrolobium bilobum
Lineage: Eukaryota; Viridiplantae; Streptophyta; Magnoliopsida; Fabales; Fabaceae
Product: plant intracellular Ras-group-related LRR protein 9-like
Exons: 3
Coding region: 74-1642 (522 amino acids)
Molecular function (GO): protein binding
Source: RefSeq, a predicted model, not a curated record